CCUCAAUUCCCAUCUCUUCCUCGCCGGAACACCGCGAGUUGGUCCCCGGAGCACAGAUCCGCCGCCCAAAUCGGGCGUGCGAGGUGAGCCUCGGAGCACUUUGACCUCUUCUCCCUUCGUGUCCAAAGACGCCGGAACACGAGAUCGAAAUCGGAUCUGACGGAGCCCCGGCAGCCAGUCGCCAUGCCGGACAGCGGAGGCGCGACCGUGCUCGACGACCUCCCAGAGUGGAUCCUUCUGGAAGAGAUCUUCAUCCGUUUGCCGCCCAGGGACAUCGUCCGCUGCCGAGCCGUCCGCAAGUUGUGGCAAAGUGCCACCUCCACGGACAAGUUCAUGCUGGACCACCACCGCCGCCAGCCCUUCCUCCCGAUCCUCAGCCACGUCGUUGAACCGCAGAAAACCAGCCUCGUGUUAUCCUUUGACGCCGAUGCAGUCCAGCGACGGCUCUGCCCGGUCAUCCGGACCUUAUACUCCGGUAUACUCGAGGCUACGUGUGAUGGCCUCCUCAUCGUCUCCCACGGAGCCACAGCGCAUGAGUUCUUCAUCUGCAACCCGGUCACCCGCAAGUGUGCUCCCCUACGGACGCCUCAGAACCUACUGAACUAUUACUACCAGAUUGUCGGCUUCUAUCGGCACAAACCAUCCGGGCAGUACCGAGUGCUUUGGGUGUCUUGUCCGACAAACAACACAAAUCACAGAACUUUUUACUGUGUCAUAGCGGUGGGAUCCGAUUAUACAAGACAAAUCGGACAAGGAUGCAUCCGGCAACCAACAUCGUCAUCACCUUCCUUGGAACUGGCGUUACGUGAGCGGCUGCCCGGUUCGUCUGGCUAUCCGCCAAUCGACCACCGUGGCAGCUUGCACUGGACAAUUGUAAGAUACGACCGCUGUGAUGCCGGCUACAUAAUGGUGUUCAAGACAGCAGAUGAAACAUUCCGGUUGAUGUGCUGUCCAGCCCAGUUGCCCUCACAACAGUUGCUGUUGGAGAUAGAUGGCACUCUUGCUUUGUGUGGCAUCAGCAGUGAUAGAGUCACCGUAGAUGUUUGGGUGGUACAAGACUAUGACGCUGAAGCCUGGUCCUUCAAGCAUCGGAUUUAUUUAUCAGGGAUGGAUGAAUCACCAUUUGUUGACUUGAAGGUUCCUAGAAUGGCUGUGCUCAGUGAUGGUGAGCUGCUGAUCCAGUUUGCUCCUAGGCAUGUGGUUCGCUGUGACAUUGAUGGCAGGUUUGUAGAAUAUGUGAAAAGCGAAGAGGACCAAGACAAGAACUUGUGGCUUACCCGGCAUCGCCUCCAGGAGAGCCUUAUUCCCCUUCCAUUAUCCAACGAGAUGCAAGAAGGAGGUGCUGCGAGUGUGGAGCCUCCAUUCUUCAUAGGGCUAUAGUUUGCCUUGCUUCAUCUGGAUGUUUCAGCCCGGUGUGAGAAUUAUUCUAGAUAACUUUUGUCAUUCGUUCUCAGUUCUUCUUUUUAGUACUACUAGUAGAAUUUAACGCUUUGGAUGAUUCAGUAUUCUGAAACUGCUUCUGU
Molecule: messenger RNA, 1523 nt
Organism: Triticum dicoccoides
Lineage: Eukaryota; Viridiplantae; Streptophyta; Magnoliopsida; Poales; Poaceae
Exons: 2
Coding region: 184-1380 (398 amino acids)
Molecular function (GO): protein binding
Source: RefSeq, a predicted model, not a curated record